Molecule: messenger RNA, 468 nt
Organism: Lepidothrix coronata (blue-crowned manakin)
Lineage: Eukaryota; Metazoa; Chordata; Aves; Passeriformes; Pipridae
Gene: PRRT1
Product: proline rich transmembrane protein 1
Exons: 2
Cellular component (GO): membrane
Source: RefSeq, a predicted model, not a curated record
GCCUUCGGGGGAGCCCCCCCCGGCCCCGGGCCCGGCCCUUUGCCCGGCGGCGCCGCCCUGGGAGGGGGGGCGGGGCCGCCGCUGGGCCCGCCCCUGGGGGUGGGGCCGCCGGCGGCGGGAGGGGCGGGGCCGGAGGGGCGUCGCUCCGCCCCCCACGACUACCUGCCCAUCGCCGUCCUCACCACCCUCUGCUGCUUCUGGCCCACCGGCGUCGUCGCCAUCGUCAAGGCCGUGCAGGUGCGCACGGCGGUGGCGCGGGGGGACAUCGUGUCGGCCGAGAUCGCCUCGCGGGAGGCGCGGAACUUCUCCUUCAUCUCGCUGGCCGUGGGCAUCGCCGCCAUCGUGCUCUGCACCAUCCUCACCGUCGUCAUCAUCAUCGCCGCCCAGCACCACGACAACGACUGGGAGCCGUGACAGUCGGCAGCCCACCACCCCAUGGGGUCGCCAUGGCGACCGAACGCGCCCCCA